AUGGAGCUUCCAUUUUGGCCUGAUUUGGUUUCUCUCUUGGAAAAGCUGAAUGGGCGAAUGCUCUUGGUGGUUCUGGUCACGUUUCUUCUGAUCAUUGACCUUGUGAAAAAGAGACGACCCAGGAAUUUCCCUCCAGGGCCACAUCUCUUUCCUCUUGUGGGAACCUUUGUGGACUUUAAGCAGCCCCUCCAUCUUGCACUGCAGAAGCUUACCGGUCAGUACGGGAACAUCUUCAGUGUGCAGUUUGGAAGUCUGACUUUUGUGGUAGUCAACGGGUACCAGAUGGUGAGAGAAGCUCUUGUCCACCAGGCUGAAAUAUUUACAGAUCGGCCAAAUAUUCCACUCCUCCAAGAAAUAUUUAGAGGCUUUGGGCUCAUAUCAUCAAAUGGGCAUAUAUGGAGGCAGCAGAGAAAGUUUGCUUCAGCCACACUGAAAAGCAUUGCUGUAAGUUUUGAGGAAAAAGUGCAAGAUGAGAGCCGGUACCUUGUGGAAACGAUUGAGGAGGAGAAAGGACAGCCAUUUGACCCUCAUUACAAAAUUAAUAGUGCUGUUUCGAAUAUCAUCUGUUCCAUAACUUUUGGGAACCGCUUUGACUACCAUGACAACCGUUUCCAGGAAUUACUGCACUCACUGGCUGAAACACUGCUGCUCAUCGGAAGUUUCUGGGGCCAGCUGUAUAAUGCUUUUCCUUCGGUCAUGAGAUGGCUGCCAGGACCCUUUAGGAAAAUCUUCAGGCACUGGGAGAAGCUCCGAUAUUUUGUGAAAGGAGUGAUUGCAAAGCACAAGGAGGAUUUCGACCAGUCCGAGGCAGGAGAUUAUAUUGACUAUUACCUGAAGGAAAUAGAAAAGGAUGACUCCAGCUCAUAUUUCCAUGAGGAAAACCUGCUGUGCUCCACCCUGGACCUCUUCUUAACUGGGACUGAGACAACGGCAACCGCCAUCCGCUGGGCUCUGCUCUACAUGGCCGCGUACCCCCACAUUCAGGAGGAAGUGCAGCUUGAAAUCGACACGGUGAUUGGCCAGUCCCGCCAGCCCACGAUGGCUGACAAGGAGAACAUGCCAUACACUAGUGCGGUGCUGAGUGAGGUCCUGCGGAUGGGCAACGUUGUGCCACUGGGGGUGCCCAGGAUGUCCACCAGCGACACCACUCUGUCUGGCUUCCACUUGCCCAAAGGCACCACCCUGAUGACCAGCCUGACUUCGAUAAUGUUCGACAAAAAUGUGUGGGAGACUCCAGACACCUUUAAUCCUGAACAUUUCCUGGAAAAUGGCCAGUACAGGAGGCGGGAGGCUUUUCUGCCCUUCUCUGCAGGCAAGCGGGCUUGUCCUGGAGAGCAGCUUGCCAGGACCGAGCUCUUCAUCUUCUUCACAGCCCUCCUCCAGAAGUUCACCUUCCAGGCGCCGGCGGCUACUGCCCUGACCUUCGCCUUCACACUCAGCCUCACACGCUGCCCCAAGCCCUUCCAGAUCUGCGCGAUGCCUCGUGACUGA
Cariama cristata (Red-legged seriema) is the source of this 1491-nucleotide messenger RNA. Its product is annotated as cytochrome P450 2J2. The record is from RefSeq and is a predicted model, not a curated record. Gene Ontology annotation, molecular function: heme binding; iron ion binding; oxidoreductase activity, acting on paired donors, with incorporation or reduction of molecular oxygen, reduced flavin or flavoprotein as one donor, and incorporation of one atom of oxygen. The transcript has 9 exons. Lineage: Eukaryota; Metazoa; Chordata; Aves; Cariamiformes; Cariamidae. Gene Ontology annotation, biological process: xenobiotic metabolic process. The coding region runs from base 1 to 1491 and encodes 496 amino acids. Gene Ontology annotation, cellular component: cytoplasm; intracellular membrane-bounded organelle.